Molecule: messenger RNA, 663 nt
Organism: Vanessa tameamea
Lineage: Eukaryota; Metazoa; Arthropoda; Insecta; Lepidoptera; Nymphalidae
Gene: CPR24
Product: endocuticle structural glycoprotein ABD-5-like
Exons: 3
Coding region: 73-405 (110 amino acids)
Cellular component (GO): chitin-based extracellular matrix
Molecular function (GO): structural constituent of chitin-based larval cuticle
Source: RefSeq, a predicted model, not a curated record
GACAACAGACGCUCAGGAUUCGUUCAGGCAUUCGUACUAACUUCAGUUUCAGUGCAUUAACAAAACAGCGAAAUGAUGAAAAUUACAAUUUUUGCCGUGGCCGCUCUUGCAUUAGCGUGCGCUUUGCCUCAAGAUCAACCUCAGGCGCAACCUGUGCAAAUAGUCAAGCAAGAUUCCGAAGUCAGUGAAAACGGCUACAACUUUGAAUAUGAGACAAGCGAUGGAACUUCAAGGCAAGAACAAGGCGACUACAAAAACGAUACUGAACAGCAAGGUCUCUCUGUAAAGGGCAGCUACAAGUAUGUUGCUCCUGAUGGACAGAUAAUCUCCGUGACUUUCGUUGCUGACAAAAACGGUUACCAACCCACCGAAAUUAAGGACGGAGACAAACCUGCACAAUCUUAAACCACUUUAAGGUUAUAACGAGCCAUUUGUAAUAAUGUUUGAAAUCAAAUAUACAGUACUGAAUGUACUAAAAUGUAUUCCAUAACGAACCUUUAAGUACAAAUAUAUGUAUAUAGUCCGUAUUUAAUCUAAAUAAACAAAAAAAUACCGAAUCUUUAUGUUUAACUUGUACUACCUUGGGUGCCUUCAACGGGAUGAGAAAAGAAAUAAAAACGGAGCCUGUUUUGUUAUAAUAACAUUAAUCCUUCAUUGAAUGGU